AUGUUCAAGGGAAUAUCAUGCAGCCCAGUGGCUUUCGACUUCGAUGAUACUUAUCUUGAAAGCUCGGCCGAGGCCUCGGUCGAGGCCCCGGCCGAGCAUAUUGCAGAGCGUGGAGACGGGGCUCGCCGAGCUCGCGAUCGAGACAAACAGGAAUUCUAUCAUAAAGUACGUAUCAAAUUCGUGUAUGAAGAUCCUAGAUUCAUUUUCAUAUGA
This is a messenger RNA of Penicillium waksmanii, 213 nucleotides long. RefSeq lists its product as uncharacterized. The transcript has a single exon. The coding region runs from base 1 to 213 and encodes 70 amino acids. The record is from RefSeq and is a predicted model, not a curated record. Lineage: Eukaryota; Fungi; Ascomycota; Eurotiomycetes; Eurotiales; Aspergillaceae.